UGUUGUAUUCGAAGCAAGCUCCGCUCCCCGCGUUUCACUCGACCGCACCGCCCACCCCCGGAUCGAUCUCUCGCACCCGUCGAGAUGGCGGACGCGGUGGUGGCAGAAGCGGCGGUGGCCAGUGCGGCAACUUCUGUGGCGAGCGCUGGGGCCGUAGGGGGCGAAGAACAAGACAAGCUUCAUGGAUGGCAUUUGCACAAGAAGGAGGCGGAGUUCAUCGGGGAGAUCAAUGACAUGUACAAACACCUGGGAAUCGUACCUAUGCCCCCUGAGAUCGCGCCCUUCAAGGUGGAACAGUCUCAUGGAUGGAUGGGCAACUACUUCCGGGCUGCCUUCCCGGUCACACACUCCGACAUCCACAUCCCGGACCCCCACUCCAUCGGCUUCAUCGGCAAGGAGGCAAACAGCCUCUCGGUGACUCUGAGAAACUUCAAGCUCACAGAGAUCCAUGAGGACACACCGCACGACCGUCACGCGGCGGCGGCUCUGGUGGUGAACGAGUUCCACCACUUCGUGCGGAAGCUCGCGGGCCAGAUGAACCCCACUUCUGACGUGAUCAACGAUGUUGGCGCACGCAUCAACCUCAUUGAAUGCUUCAUCACCCGCUGCAACAUCGGAAUGCACAAGUAUCGGCCGUUCCUUGCGCUGAUGGUGAAAAUAAAGGAAGAGCUCGGACAGAUCGUGAGCUUAUGGCCAGCUUUCCGAGCCCAGCAGAAGCUGCAGGAGCAGAUACGUGCCGUAAAGUUGCACGUGGAUGCCGCCUUGCUGCGUUUGCUGGGCUACAGCUUUUACGUCUUGAAGUGCGAAGCCGGGGAUUUCUCCUUCGAUCCCCAGGACUGGCACCCGGAGAUCAAAGACACAGAGAGCGUGCACGACAAGCUCAUGCACUGGCUGAUGCUGCAAGAGAACGUUUACAACGCCGUCACCAACCACAGCAUCGACCGAGAGAAGUGGACGAAACGGCUCAUGGACACUGGGCAUGAGGGCGACAUCCUGCAUCAGAUGUCCGACACCUGGACAGAUCCCAGCUCCAUGAGCGAGCCGGUGCUGCAGAUCGGAGACAUGCGAGGAGAUGAGAGCGGCUUACCCAGCAACGUUUUCGCCUUCGAGACCGAUAUGAGUCCCGAGCAGCGACGAUCCGCCAUCGAGCUGUGGCUCACUCUGGUACGAGAGGCAGUGGGCUUCGCGAUUGGUGCCCAGAUGAUGGACCAUGCCUACACCUUGUCCUGUCUCGGUGGGGAGCUGCUGAUUGCCAAGCAGACCUCCAAGGACUUGGCCCUUAGCACCUUGAAGUUCGUGCGGAACCGCCUGGCGGAGGUGCAGACCACGAUGCUGGCCUUGGACAAGAUCAUGCUUCCGGUGCUGGCGAAGGGCAAGAUGAAGAAUUCCGAGAAUUACGUUUGGAACAAUGUGACUUUCACGAACUGGUCGAAGAACUACGAGUACGCCAAGACCCACUGUGCCCCUGGCAUCCUGACACACGCCAACGAAGCGCGGUCCACCAUUUGCUCGCUGGAGACUGAGAUCCAGGACCUGGACAUCGCACAGGUGGAGAAGAAGAUCGGGGACGUGGGGAAGUCCCUCAUCUCGCUGUGCAAGAACUCCUGCAAGCUGUUCAAUGAGCAUGACGGCAUCCCCGAUGUCCAAGAGCUCGAAGUGCCCCAGCUCUUGCCCGACGUGCCGCAAAGUCUCAAGGCUUUGGAGACCAAGAUCGACAGCGAGACCAGGUGCAUUGAGUCAGGUAUCAAGGUAUCAACGUCCUUCGGGUCGGCUGCGAACACACAUGCCUUCUCGAACUUAACAGCCCCGAAUUCAGGCAGUUCUUUGAGCAGCGUGGGCUACCUCUCCUCGGGCAGAAGCUGGACCGCCAUGUUCGCCCCAGCCGUGGCCAAGACGGAGUUCGCCAAGUUCAUCAUGAAGGUCACCUUGGAGCGGCCUGGGGAGUACGAGGACGACGAGAACGAGGUGCAGGUCGUGGAGUUCUGGAAGCGCAUGGGCUUCGAAGACGUGGCCGAGGUGGUGCAACUGCGCAGUGGGGGCGAGCCAGUGCUGGGCGUCAGCUGUAUGGGUCUGGAGGCCUUGUGCGGCUUGAAGCAUUAUGCCCAGGUGGUCCGCCAGCUGCCGGUCUCCGAUCCCAAGGCGCAGCGCGCCACGCUCUCUGGGGAGCUGAAGCUCUCCAAGGAGCGCAGCGGCGCGCUGAAGAAGCUGCUCGCAGACCUCGAGGAGGACUUGGGCCAGCGCAUCCCUCCGGGACAUUCGCAGAUUCUGCUGCGAGACCUGGCCCUCGAGCUCGACAUGGGAGAAAAAAACCAGGUGCUGCAGGCCGUGUCCAUGGGAUUCCCUUCCAAGAAGGGCGGAAUUGUGACAAUGGUUCGUCUGCAAAUCACCCUAGAGGUCACCGGGAAAUGCUGUGUGAACAGCCGGCUGCACUGGGACGCUGACCUGGCGGUCUUGGUGCUGCCCUCCUUGAAGGAGGUCGUGGCCCGCGUCUUCGAGAUGUCCCGAGGCGUGCCUGGGGCGAAGAUGCAAACGGCCCAGACCCAGGCGGAGCUGACUGGCGAGCUCUUCCAACUGAUUUCAUCCGGGACUGAGAUCUUCCAAAGACGGUUCAGCCCAGAGCGGUAUCCGGAAGUGCAGCAAUGGCUACGCAAGGGCUACUCCGUCACUGCUGUCGAGGCUAAGCCUUUGAACAGUGACAGCUGCACAAUUUGCUGACUGGUUGUUUUUUGUUUUUGCAAGCCCGGACGAAUCAAAGGGCUUAGGGGCCUGGGAAGGGGUUCUUCCCAUGAAAAGCCCGACAGAUGAGGACAUUCGGGCAAGUUCUGUGUCCUUGUCGGUUCCGAGGCAGGCUGAAGCUAUGCCAACUUUUUGCCUCAAACCAUUGUCGACGAACCGGCACAUCUGGCAUUG
Messenger RNA from Effrenium voratum, 2910 nucleotides. The record is from the annotation of a GenBank genome assembly. Lineage: Eukaryota; Dinophyceae; Suessiales; Symbiodiniaceae.